Messenger RNA from Styela clava, 6404 nucleotides. Its product is annotated as myosin-7-like. Lineage: Eukaryota; Metazoa; Chordata; Ascidiacea; Stolidobranchia; Styelidae. The record is from RefSeq and is a predicted model, not a curated record. Gene Ontology annotation, molecular function: ATP binding; microfilament motor activity; actin filament binding. Gene Ontology annotation, cellular component: myosin filament; cytoplasm; myosin II complex.
CAUUGCAGUUUAUCGAAUAUUUCGAGCAACAUUUCAGUCUAGUAAACCUAAUCAGGAACUUAUCAACAUGGCAACUUUGGACCUUUCUAUGUUUCAAGAUGCAGCACCGUACCUUCGCAUGUCCCAGCAGGAAUUAUUGGAAUUGCAAACUCAAAAACCCGACGGUAAGAAAUACGCUUGGGUUCCCGCCGAGAAUGACAGUUAUUUGAGAGGAGAAGUUCUUUCAAUUGAAGGUGGAAAAUGCAAGCUAAAAUCUUUAGACGGCGAAAAGGAAGUCACAUUGAAAGAAGAAGACCUUCAGCAAAUGAAUCCCCCUCGGUACAACAAAUGCGAAGACAUGGUUAACAUGACCCAUCUCAAUGAAGCUUCUGUACUGAAUAACUUGAAAGAUCGUUAUGAAGCAUUCAUGAUUUACACGUACUCCGGUCUUUUCUGCGUCACUGUCAACCCGUACAAGAUGUUGCCAGUGUACGCACCCUACGUCAUCCAAGCCUACAAAGGAAAGAGGCGAACUGAAAUGCCUCCUCACUUGUACUCUAUUGCUGACAAUGCAUACACCGAAAUGUUGAUGAAUCGCGAGAAUCAGUCUAUGUUGAUCACUGGUGAAUCUGGUGCAGGAAAGACUGUCAAUACCAAGAAAGUCAUCCAAUACUUUGCUUUGGUUGCUGCUACUGCAGAGUCCAUGAACCAGAAUAGUGAUAAGGGCACUCUCGAAGAUCAAAUUGUUCAAUGUAACCCCGCUAUGGAAGCUUUCGGUAACGCCAAAACAGUAAGAAACGACAACUCAUCCAGAUUCGGUAAAUUCAUUCGAAUUCAUUUUGGAAGCAGUGGAAGUUUGGCCUCGGCUGAUAUUGAGCAUUACCUGCUCGAAAAAUCCCGUGUCAUCUGGCAACAAGGUGGCGAACGUAAUUACCAUAUUUUCUACCAAAUCAUCUCCGGAUCAAAACCAGAACUUUUAGACCAACUUCUAGUGACAAAAGACCCAUACGAUUACAAGAGUAUCAGCCAGGGUGUGGUAAAAGUUGACAACUUGGAUGACGGCGAAGAACUUUUGUUGACCGAUGAAGCUUUCAAGAUUCUUGGUUUCACUCCCGAAGAAAUUAGCGGUAUUUACCGAUUGAUGGCUGGUAUUAUGCACCAACAAAACAUGAAAUUUAAGAACAAACAACGCGAAGAACAAGCUGAAGCCGAUGGAACCGAAGAUGCUGAUAAGGUCGCUUAUCUUUUCGGUCUCAACUCUGCCGACCUAUUGAAAUAUCUCUGCCACCCACGCGUCAAAGUUGGAAACGAAUACGUCACCAAAGGACAAACCUGUCCACAGGUCGCCCAUUCCAUUGGUGGUCUCAGCAAAGGAAUUUUCGAGAAGCAUUUCAACUGGUUGGUCAAGAUUAUCAACAACAGUCUGAGCACAAAGCUGCCAAGAAGUUAUUUCAUUGGUGUCCUUGAUAUUGCCGGUUUUGAAAUUUUCGAGUUCAACAGUUUUGAACAACUCUGCAUCAACUUUACCAACGAAAAAUUGCAACAAUUUUUCAACCAUCACAUGUUUGUUCUUGAGCAAGAAGAAUACAAGAAGGAAGGAAUUGAUUGGGUUUUCAUUGAUUUCGGAAUGGACUUGGCCGCUUGUAUUGAACUGAUUGAAAAGCCACUUGGUAUUAUGUCCAUCCUUGAAGAAGAAUGCAUGUUCCCCAAAGCUACUGAUCAAUCCUUCUGUGAAAAACUUUACCAAAACCAUUUGGGAAAGACGAAAAGCUUCGGCAAACCCGUAAAGAAAGGAAAGUUCGAGUCACAUUUUGAACUUCAUCACUACGCCGGAACGGUCGGAUACAGUAUUACUGACUGGCUUGAAAAGAACAAGGAACCUUUGAACGCCAGUGUAGUCGAGCUUUACAAGAAAUCUUCACUUAAACUUAUGCAAACGAUUUGGGAAGGAUAUGCUGGACCUGAGGAUUCCAAAUCAAGCGGAGGGGGGAAGAGAAAGAAGGGAGGUUCCUUCAACACUGUGUCCUCUAUGCACAGAGAAAGUUUAAACAAACUAAUGACCAACUUGAGAUCUACAGCCCCACAUUUCGUUCGUUGUAUCGUUCCCAACGACACUAAAACUCCGGGUGUUAUGGAACCUCACAUUGUUCUUCAUCAACUCCGCUGCAACGGUGUGUUGGAAGGUAUUCGUAUCUGUCGCAAAGGUUUCCCCAACAGACUGCCAUAUGGAGAUUUCAAGCAACGCUACCGUAUCCUAAAUUCUGAAGCAGUCCCAGAGGGUGCUUUUAUGGACAACAAGAAAGCUUCCGAAAAGAUUUUGAGCUCUCUGGAUAUCGACCACACUCAAUACAAAUUAGGUCACACCAAGGUCUUCUUCCGUGCUGGUAUGUUGGGUGUAUUGGAAGAACUAAGAGACAACAAACUGUCGUCUAUCUUCAAGCUUAUCCAGGCUCGUUUCCGAUCUAAAAUUAUGAGAGAACAUUACCAGAAACUCAUUGAAUCAAGAGUUGCCAUCCGUUGUCUGCAGUCCAACUUGAGAGCUUUCUUCAGUGUAAGAGAUUGGGACUGGAUGAAGCUUAUGUACAAGAUCAAGCCUUUGUUGGCAACUGCUGAAGCAGCUAAAGAAAUGGAACAACUUGAAGAAGAAAAUGAGGAAUUGAAAGCUUCGCUUGAAAAAGAAACAAAGAGAAGAAAGGAGUUGGAAGAAUCACAAGUUUCUCUCGUUCAAGAGAAAAAUGAUUUGUUACUGCAACUGAGAGCAGAACAAGAUAGCAUUGAAGACGCAGAAGAUAGAUGCGACCAAUUGAUCAGAGCUAAAGUGGAAUUGGACGGAAAGAUCAAAGAAAUGACAGAACGUUUAGAAGACGAAGAAGAAAUGAACAAUGAUCUUGUAUCUAAAAAGAGAAAAUUAGAAGACGAAUGCUCAGAAUUAAAGAAAGAUAUUGAUGACAUUGAACUUACUUUAGCUAAAGUAGAGAAAGAGAAACACGCCACUGAGAAUAAGCUUAAAAAUGUACAAGAAGAACUCGCAAGUAUGGACGAAACAAUUGCAAGAUUGCAAAAAGAAAAGAAAGCUUUGCAAGAGGGCCAUCAACAAACUCUCGAUGAUCUUCAAUCAGAGGAAGAUAAAGUUAACAGUUUGUCGAAACAAAAGAACAAAUUGGAGCUUCAAAUCGAUGACUUGGAAGCUACACUUGAAACCGAGAAGAAACAGCGUAUGGAUUUGGAAAGAACUAAAAGAAAACUUGAAGGAGAUUUGAGAAUGACACAAGAAAGUGUUAUGGAUCUUGAAAACGAGAAACAAAGAUUGGACGAAAAAAUCAAAAAACAGGAAUUUGAGUUUGGACAAAUUUCAACCAGACUUGAAGACGAGCAAGCUCUUGUACUCCAGUUACAAAAGAAAAUUAAAGAAAGCAUUGCUCGUAAUGAAGAAAUUCAAGAAGAACUUGAAACUGAAAAAUCCAUUCGUGCUAAAGUUGAAAAACAGAAAGCUGAUCUUCAACGUGAACUUGAAGAGCUCAGUGAGCGAUUGGAAGAAGCUGGCGGGGCAACUGCAGCACAGAUUGAAGUUAACAAGAGAAGAGAGGCUGAUUAUGCCAAGCUUCGACGAGACUUAGAAGAAUCCAACUUGACUCACGAAGCAACAGUCUGUAUGUUGAGAAAGAAACAUGCCGACUCAUCCGCCGAUAUGAGUGAACAGAUUGACAACUUGCAAAGAACCAAACAGAAAAUGGAAAAAGAGAGAAGCGAAUUGAAGAUGGAAAAUGAUGAUUUAGCCGCCAAUGUGGAAAGUGUAACUAAGGCUAAGAUCAAUUAUGAGAAAAUGGCUCGCACCCUUGAAGAACAGCUUGGGGAAGCCAAAUCAAAGAAUGACAGUUUCGUGAAGGAAGUUAACGAAUUGAAUGCAACAAAAGCUAAACUUACUUCGGAAAAUGGCGAAAUUUCCCGAUUGUUGGAAGAACGUGAAAACUUGGUUGCUCAAUUAACACGAACAAAGAACAGCGCAAACCAACAAAACGAUGACUUGAAAAAGAUGUUAGAAGAGGAGACCAAAGCAAAAGCAGCUCUUGCUCACGCAGUUCAAGCUUCCCGACACGACAACGAUCUUCUCCGUGAACAAUAUGAAGAAGAACAAGAAAUUAAGGCUGAAUUUCAACGUUCUUUGUCCAAGGCAAAUGCCGAGAUCGCACAAUGGAGAAACAAAUAUGAGACCGACGCUAUUCAAAGAACAGAAGAAUUGGAGGAAGCAAAGAAAAAGCUUGCCACCAGACUUCAAGAAGCUGAGGAGCAAGUUGAAACAUACCAAGCUAAAUGCUCAAGCUUAGAAAAGAACAAGAGCCGAAUGCAAAUGGAUAUGGAAGAGAUUACCAUCGAAUUAGAAAAAAUGACGUCACUCGCUAAUUCUCUCGAAAAGAAACAAAAGAACAUCGACAAGACUAUUGUUGAGUACAAAAACAGAGAAGAAGAAGUAAGAUCUGAGUUAGAAACUGCACAAAAAGAAACAAGAAGUUUGUCAACUGAAUUGUUCAAAACAAAGAAUGCUUAUGAGGAAGCUUUGGAUGCAUUGGAAACAGUCAAAAGAGAGAACAAGAAUCUUCAAGAUGAAAUCCUUGACCUCACUGACCAGCUUGGUGAGGAAGGCAAAAACUUUCACGAACUUGAAAAAUCGAAGAGAACUUUGGAGCAAGAAAAAGUACAACUUGUGGCUGCUCUUGACGAAGCUGAGAGUGCUUUGGAAGGCGAAGAAGCAAAGGUUAUGCGAUUCCAGUUGGAAAUAGCACAAAUGAAACAAGACUCUGAAAGAAAAGUCAUCGAAAAAGAAGAGGAAAUUGAUAAUCAAAGACGCAAUCACCAACGAUCACUUGAAUCAAUGCAAACAACUCUACAAGCUGAAAGUAAAGCCAGACAAGAAGCUUACAGAAUCAAGAAGAAAUUGGAAGGAGAUUUGAACGAUAUGCAAGUUAAACUUGCCCACUCUAACAAACAAACAGGCGAAGUGACUAAAGCUUGCAAACAAGCACAACAUCAAAUUAAGGAAUUCGAGUUGCAAGUUGAAGAUAGCAAGAGAGAAAAUGAAGAUCUGCAAGAACAACUCGCAGCUUGUGAUAGAAGGGAAACUAUGUACAGUAGCGAAAUUAAUGAACUCCGAGUUGGAUUGGAUCAAGCUGAAAGAAGCAGAAAAGUUGCUGAAACUGAACUCCUUGAAUGCAGUGAGCGAUCGAACCUUCUUCACGCACAAAAUACUGCAUUGGUCAAUCAAAAAAGAAAAGUUGAAAGUGCACUUCACAACGUUAACGGAGAAAUCGAAGAACUAGUACAAGAAAAACUAGCUGCCGAAGAGAAAGCAAAGAGAGCGGUUGUCGAUGCUGCAACCAUGGCUGAAGAACUCAAGAAGGAACAAGAUCUUGCAUCUCAUUUGGAGAGAAUCAAGAAAAACAAUGAACAAGUAAUCAGAGAUAUGCAACAAAGAUUAGAUGCUGCUGAGGAAGUUGCACUCAAGGGAGGAAAGAAACAAGUCCAGAAAUAUGAAAACAGAGUGAGACUUCUCGAGCACGAACUUGAUGCUGAGCAACUUCGUCAUGCUGAAGCACUGAAACAACAGAAGAGAAUGGAACGUAAAUUGAAGGAAGUUGUUUACCAAGCUGAGGAAGACAAGAAGAACUUGUUCCAUAUGCAAGAAAUUGUUGAGAAACUUCAAUCUAAAGUGAAAGCAUACAAGAGACAAGCUGAAGUUGCGGAAGAAGAAGCGAAUACAAACUUGAACAAAUACCGAAAGGUACAACAUGAUCUUGAUGAUGCAGAAGAGCGCGCUGAUAUGGCUGAAUCGGCUCUCAAUAAACUGAGACCCAUGGCACAAAAAGGAUGUAACAAGGGAAUGGAUUUUCUGGAUGAAUAAGCAGAACCUGUUGCCGAAAUAUACAACAGAAGUUCAACAUCAACAAAUUUAAAUUUUGAAUUGAUCAUAACAAUGUUCAUUGUGUUUUCACGACGCUUUGAUUGUAAUUUUUAUUUAACAUAUCUUGUAGAUUUUUAGAUGAGUUCAAUUUUAUCUUUACCUGGUUGUUUUACAUCGCUCUCUUAUACGCCAUAACAUCUUUGCUGUAGUUUUUCUUUUUCUCCGUAACUUUUAAUAAACAUUUUAUUGUAUUACUCAUUAGACCUUCGAGUCUGACUGAUUCUUUUCAUAAUCCAAUUUAAUAUAUAUAUUCAUAUUUGAUAUAGGUUCAUAAAAUAAUUAUGGAUUCAUAUUUACUCUCAUUUUUUAUUUUAUUUAUUCCGUUCAUUUAUGUACCCUGUGCUCUCGAUACGAUAUGUAGCGGCAUUUUCGUGGCCUUACUUUUAAUUUUUUUUUGUCUUUCCUGAUUUCUUCGCAGUUUAUUAUUAUUAUUAUAUUGUAUAAUAAUAAUAAAAUUUUAACAUGAAUA